Molecule: messenger RNA, 1269 nt
Organism: Dovyalis caffra
Lineage: Eukaryota; Viridiplantae; Streptophyta; Magnoliopsida; Malpighiales; Salicaceae
Source: the annotation of a GenBank genome assembly
AUGAAGGGAAACAGUAGUCUUAGACCAAACACUGAAGAUGACAGAAUAAGAAGGGGCAUAGAGGAUAUUAGAGCAGAUUCUUUUGUAGUUUCUGAGCACUGUAAAGCUCUUGCAAAUUUUAAUGUCAUCUUGCACUGGAUUGCUGUAGUUGGUGUAGGUGGAACAUUAUGUAUCCCCUCAGCUCUAUACUUAUUACUUGAAGAUCAUGCAUUUGGUUUCCCUCAAGGAGAUCUCAGCGUCAUCUUUAAUAGGCCAUCGAAAUCAUUAGUUCCUCGCGUAUCAGUUGAGAAUGCUGCUGAGGUAGUGAAACCUAAAGGAAGGGCAGGCUCAAGGAAGGCUCCUGCUAAAAAGCAAGAAAAACCCUCUCUAGUUUUGGAAGGCAUUAAUGAUGAUGAUGAAAUAGAAUCACUGAAGGAUCGACUUGAUGCAUAUAGACUUGAUUCUUCGCUUGAUCCAUCAGUUGGUAAUUUAGCCUUCAACAAAAUGGCUGUAAUGAAAUUUCAAAUGCUUUCUAGGAAUGAAACAUCUGAAUUUGGGAACUCAGACAUUAUUUUAGACACAGAAACUGAUGAGCUACAAGUAAAAGCUAGGAGAGGUGCUGCUCAGAAGAGGCCUCCAGCAACUGCUUCAGUGAUUUCUGAUAGCAAGGAUGGUGAUGACUUUGACGUCGAAGUGAAAGCUGUCUCAGAAACAAAAAAGAAGGGAGGAAGAAAAGCUGUUGCUGCUGCAAAUGAUAAGGUAGCCAAACCAUCUGCAACAACAAAGAGGGGAGGGCCAGCCAGCAAGCAGUCCUAUGGAUUGCGCCAGAAGCUUCUAACUAAAAUCCUGGAGCUCGUUGAAGGAGUAGGAAUAUCGCGAGAAAAAAAGAGGAAAAUCAGGGCAUCUCCAUUCAACAAGAAGAGUGGUUCUGUGUUGGGCAGAAUUGCCAAGGAAGAUGAUGCUGGAAGCGAAACAAUGUCAGCUUCUACAUCUGAAAGCACUCUUUGGCUUUUGACUUAUUUAAUUCUGGUUAGUGAGUCAUCUAGAUUACGUACAUCCUUAAAAAAGGAGAAUGUUCCUGUUAAGAAGCUUGUUGUCAAUCAAAUUCUCCCUCCAUUUGCCACUGACUGCAAGUUUUGUGCAAUGAAAAGGAAGUAUUCUUCUAAACCAACAUGGGAUCUAUAUAUUGCACAAUGGUAUCCAGUCUCUGCUUCUAAUGUUCAUUGGAAGUUUGACAGCCUAAAGCAAAUAGCUGGAAUUGCUUCAUACUUUCAACAGGUCUUAUCGUGA